Neopsephotus bourkii (Bourke's parrot) is the source of this 2542-nucleotide messenger RNA. It is a transcript of the gene GLMN, whose product is annotated as glomulin, FKBP associated protein. The coding region runs from base 167 to 1987 and encodes 606 amino acids. The record is from RefSeq and is a predicted model, not a curated record. Lineage: Eukaryota; Metazoa; Chordata; Aves; Psittaciformes; Psittacidae. Gene Ontology annotation, cellular component: cytoplasm. Gene Ontology annotation, molecular function: ubiquitin-protein transferase inhibitor activity. The transcript has 19 exons.
AGUUCAGCUGUGGCUGAGAGGCUUCCGUCUCACAUGGUUCAGCUGCUGUCAGCUUGCCGCUGAAACCUCUGGGAAGACUUAAUUAGAAGCUGGAUUAAGUAUUAAAGAUAAAUCCCUGGGGCAGCUCGGGGGAUGUUCACUCAGGGCAUGUGUCAAGGCUUUUUCAAUGCCAGAAGAACAACGGCAAACUACAAUGGCAGUUGAUGAACUUCAAGCCAUAAUACAAAGAUGUCAAAUUCUGGAAGAAGCUGACUUCAAAGGAGAAGAUUUUAAUCUGUUUCAGGUAGCAGGUCAGAAAUGUUUAGAAGAUGGGUAUGCAGCUCAGUUAUUAGAAGUAAUUCAAAAUGAGAAAAAUAAGGUUAUCAUCAAGAAUAUGGGCUGGAAUCUCAUCUCUCCCCUGGUUAGAUGUAUUUUCAUGUAUAAAAAGGAAGAUGAUAAGCGAGAACACUGCUUGAAGAUACUAGAGCAGUUGGCAGAGCUAUGCAAUCCAAAGGAACUUUUUUUGGGUUUACUUGAGCAGAUUGAGCAGACCUCUGGAGAGCAAGUGUGCCAAACUGUCAUGUUAUUGCUUCAGCCUUUGCAGACAGUGCUUUUGAAGCUUCAGAACAAGAAGGCCUACUCAGUGGGUUUAUCUUUGGCCAUGAUUAUGAAUCAGCUUACUCCCUUACCUGUACCAUAUACAAAACAACAAAUACAAGAAGAUAAACUGGGUCUCUGUCAGUGUUGUAAUGCAGUGGUGGACUUCACUAAACCUUUUGUGAAUGAAGUUGUUAAAAACAUGGAGAAGUCAUCAGAAUAUAAUGACACAGAGCUGAAAGAAGAAUUAUUAAAAUUCUGUAUGAAAAGCCUGAAAUACCCAUUAUUGACAGCUCAGCUUGAAGAACUUGAAGGCAUUGAUGAACAUCCCUUUCGGCAUUUUGCAGCUGCAAUUAUUGACAUUUUGUGGGAUAUAAAAGAACUGAUACCAUUGGUAUUUUUACAUCGUAAAAGCAAAAAUGCAGAGUGGGAGAAUCAGGAGUUUGCAGACAUAGAGCAAAAGAAUAUUGCUGAUUCUUUGGCCUGCCUAUCGUAUCUGAUGGUUGUUCAGCAUUUUGGUAUGGAUUGCUUUCCGAUGGUAUUUAGUCCAUCAUACCUUCUGCAAUGCAAUAUGACGAGUAUUGAAGUACUACUGAAAAGAACAGAAGAAUCUGUUUUAUCUAAAGGACUUGAUCUGUUUGAGAGCUGUUUGUUGAGGAUGGAAGAUAAUAGCCUUCUCCAUCAGUAUUUAGAAUUCAGAGAUUUUAUUAAUGUACCUCAGGAUUUGGUGAAAGUUAUGACCCUUUGUCCCAUAGAGCAUCUGAGAAAGAAAAGUUUAAAUGUUUUUCAGUUGUACAUACAUAAGUUUGACACAGAGGGAAAACAUACAUUAUUCAGGUGUCUUCUGAAGACAAGCAACCAUGCUGGUGUGGAGGGAUACGUUAUUAAAAAUAUAAAAGAUCAGAUUCACUUAUCAUUAACGAAGGCAUGUGACAACACUUGGUUUACAGGACAUCACUUGAUCUCCCUUCUAGAUAUAGUGUUUUUGCUUCCAGAAGGUGCUGAGACAGAUCUUCUGCAACACUCCGAUAGGAUUAUGGCAUCACUAAAUCUACUGAGAUACUUGGUCAUUAAAGAUUGCGAAAGUGAUAAUCAGACUGGAGUAUGGACCAUGAUUCCCAGGGUUGAGCAAAAUUUUUUAAAGCCACUGCAUGUAGGACUCAAUAUGUCAAAAGCACACUAUGAAGCAGAAAUAAAGAAUAAGAAAGAGAACAAAAAAGAGACACAGAGUCCUAACACAGUUUGUUCUGUAACUGUUGGUGGGGAAAAGAUGCCUGCCAUGACUACUGAAAUGCAGCUACAGGUUUUACACUCCGCUCUCUUCACUUUUGAUUUAAUAGAAAGUGUUCUGGCUCGAGUAGAAGAACUUAUUGAAGUGAAAACAAAAGCUGUAAUGGAUGAAAAUAGUUAGGUCAGGUGAAGUAUUUGAAUUAAUAUACUUCUUUAGAAGAUCAUUUUGACUGUGAGACUUUAGCUGAAAAGUAGGUACCAACCUUUAAAGAACAGCAGUUUAGAGUAGCCUCUAGAAGAACUGCAAAUGCUGCUCUUCAUAAGUCUUCAUUCUUUUUUAUUUUAUUUUGCUAUUGUUAUAUGGGUUUCACAGAGAUGGCCUAUUUUCUCAAGCACUCCUUGCCAGAAACUGAUGCUUUUUCUGAAGUUUAGAAAUGAAAGCUGAGGGGUUUUUUUUUGUUCUUUUGUCAUGGCAAGGAGAUAAUGGUUGUGCAUUUAUUUUUCUGUUCAUUUUCAGAAUUUGUUAGAUAAUAGUUGCUGAAUGGUGUUGUGAAUGAAUUACAAAGGUUUUUAUAAAGUGACUGGAGAAGCAUUAAUUAAAAAGCACUGCUUAAGCACAAGGUAUUUUUAUUAACACUUUGUAAAUAUGAAAGUUUAUAUGCCAAUAUUAAACCAGGACUCUAAGAUUCACAUAGAUAAUAGUAGAAACAUUAUGGUGAGGAAAACCAGGUUUAAA